UGAACUUUCCUGAUAGUUUCUAUAGAGAAGUAUUUAUUCACUUCCACACUUUAUUGGAUUACAUGUGUGGGAUACAUUUGCAUGCGUUACAAGUGAGAAGGUGGUGUUUUUGUAACAGUUAAUGUGUGAUGAAUUUUAUGUACUCUGUUUAAUGAGCAAGCAGCAUCGCUGCAGAUAAGAUGGUCUAGAGUAAAUAUACAAAGAUGAAAAAUCAGUGUGUAUUCUGACCCGCUGUCUUACUGGCUACAAUCAUGUCAAACAUGCUAAAACCCACAGCUGAAGACGUUGGAGAUAAACUCAACGCAGCGGUCAAUCUGAAAAGAUCUUUAGGGUUUUUUGAUAGUGUAUGUUUUCUCGUAGGUAGCAUUGUAGGUGCUGGAAUCUUUGUAUCACCUUCUGGAGUACUGGCAUAUUCUCAGCUCAAUGUUGGUGUUUCUCUGUGUAUAUGGGCCGCUUCUGGAGUCUUGACUAUGUUGUGUUCCCUCUGCUAUGCGGAACUUGGCUCUGCAUUGCCAUAUGCCGGUGGUGAAUACUACCAUGUAAACAGAGGACUUGGAUCUCUUCCUGCUUUUAUCUUCAUCUGGACGCUAACAUUAUUUAUAAGGCCCGCAUCCAAUGCAGCUCGAGCGUUGACCUUUGCGGAAUAUGCAACACAACCUUUUUAUUUUGGAUGUUCGCCGCCAAUUUUUGUCAAGAAAAUAUUAGCAAUCGGAAUCCUUUGGAUUCUAGGGAUCAUAAAUACCAAAAGCGUAAAAAUGGCUACAUGGGUCCAGAAUAUAUUUACGGUGAUAAAAAUGAUGUCUUUAAGCCUUAUCGUUGUUUACGGCAUUGUUGUUCUUGGGACUGAGAAAAAUGCUUCAGAAAACUUUAACGAUGCCUUCGGUUCCCAGGUUCCUAAUGCAGCUCAGAUUGCAGAGUCAUUCUUUCAAGGCCUUUAUGCAUUUGGAGGGUGGAAUUUUUUGAAUUACCUUGCUGAGGAGAUUAAAAACCCAAGUAAGAACAUUCCCCGAACUGUGUUCACAUCCAUAACUGCAGUUGUUGUGUUCUACCUGCUAGUGAACAUCUCUUACUUGACUGUAUUGACCCCCAAGGAGAUCGUAUCAUCAGCUGCGGUAUCGGUAACGUGGGCUGACAGGACAAUUCCAUCUGUGGCAUGGAUUAUCCCAGUGUCGGUUGCAAUCUCAAUAUUUGGUUCUCUCAAUGGUGGCAUGUUUAUGCUCGGAAGAUUAAACUAUGCUGGCAGCAAACAGGGCCAUUUGCCAGCACUCAUAUCCAUGCUUCAUGUGCACCAUUUAACUCCAGCUCCAGCUAUGAUCAUCUCAACUAUUAUUGCAUCUAUUUUCGUCAUCCCUUCUGACCUCCUGUCCUUAACAAACUACUUUACAUUUUGUUCAUGGUUGUUGGUUGGACUGACUAGCACAAGUUUGAUUGUAUUACGCUUCCGGGAGCCCAAACUUCACAGACCGUAUAAGGUCUUCCUACCCAUUGCCUUUGUCGUCGUGGGAGUUUCUUUAUUUUUAGUUUUAGCUCCAAUAAUACAGUCCCCAAAAGUGGAAUAUGGUUAUGCUUUAUUGUUUAUGUUAAGCAGUUUACUUGUUUAUUUCCCUUUUGUAUAUUUUAAGUUACGCAUUCCAUAUUUUGAUAACAUCACUUGUUAUUUACAACUGCUGCUCGAGGUUUCCCCCACCGAUAUGUUUGAGGAUAAUAAAUCCCAGUAACUUUGAUACCACUAAUUUAUAAUUAUGUGUUCCAGGUUUAUCGGAACUAAUAAACAAUAGUCCUUUUAAUAUUCAUUUAUCUCACUGGUUAUGUGAUGUUAAAAUGAGCCAGAAUUGUAAAUUGCGUAAAUAUGCGCUCUUUUAAUGUUCAAAUUUAUAAAAAUGUUUAAGUUGGUGUUCUUGGUAUAAUCUAGUUGUGCUUCGGGUGUGAAAAUGAAUCUUUUCACCUAUUUUAUAAUUUAUGUCUUGCACUGUUUUCUAGUAAAUAAAGUUUA
Molecule: messenger RNA, 1993 nt
Organism: Spea bombifrons (plains spadefoot toad)
Lineage: Eukaryota; Metazoa; Chordata; Amphibia; Anura; Pelobatidae
Gene: SLC7A13
Product: solute carrier family 7 member 13
Exons: 4
Coding region: 252-1718 (488 amino acids)
Biological process (GO): amino acid transmembrane transport
Cellular component (GO): membrane
Molecular function (GO): L-amino acid transmembrane transporter activity
Source: RefSeq, a predicted model, not a curated record